Messenger RNA from Neurospora hispaniola, 612 nucleotides. RefSeq lists its product as uncharacterized. The record is from RefSeq and is a predicted model, not a curated record. NCBI's taxonomy places the organism in Eukaryota, Fungi, Ascomycota, Sordariomycetes, Sordariales, Sordariaceae. The coding region runs from base 1 to 612 and encodes 203 amino acids. The transcript has 3 exons.
AUGUUCUCGUCACUCGUUCUCUCCGGAGCGUUGCUGGCUAUCUUCCAGACAAUCCCCACCACCCUCGCGUUUCCCACCUUCAACUCCAACUCCCCCACCCCCUCCAGCUACGACAUCCCCUCCUCCGACUACACCAUCCAAGACGAUCUUCCUCAUCCUUCCUUCAACAUAACCACCGCCACAGAAGAAGAAGACCCAGCCACCAUUGCCGGCGGCGGCAUCAUCGAAGCCCGCGCGGUGAAGAACAGUCGGGAAGUCAUCCGCGUUGACUGCGACAUUGGCGGCGGCAGCAGCAGCAGCAGCACCAAGUGGGGGUACGCAUUAGCCAAGUACGUCGCGGCGGGCGUGAAGCAUUUGAAGGAAGUGUCGGGGACGCCGAGCAACGGACCGGGCCCAGGGAAUUGUGGAAGGGCACCACGCGUCGGAAAAGAACUCAGUUCUUACGGCGAAAUCGCCUGGGCGGCCCAGGAGGUCCAGAAAAGAUGUUAUUCUCAAGGACAGUCAACUGGGACGCCGGCGAAUAUUAAUAACAAUGGUGGGUACCUGAAGGGGGCUGUUUACAUGAGGGAUCAGUGGAGUGUGAUUGUUAGGUCUGAUCAUGAUAAUUGCUGA